UCUGGAACAGUUGCAAGAAGCAGCCCAAAGAUCUCAAAAAUGGCCUUCGCUGGAAUUCUUAAGGACGAGGAUGUCACUGCCGCCCUCGCUGGCUGCGCAGCUGCUGACUCUUUCAACUACAAGACCUUCUUCGCCAAGGUCGGCCUGAGCGCAAAAUCCGCCGAUGAGGUCAAAAAGGCUUUCUACGUCAUUGACCAGGACAAGAGUGGCUUCAUUGAGGAGGAUGAGUUGAAACUCUUCCUGCAGACCUUCUCCCCCAGCGCCAGAGCAUUGACUGAUGCUGAGACCAAGACCUUCCUCGCUGCCGGAGACGAAGACGGUGACGGCAAAAUUGGAGUUGAUGAGUUCGCUGUGCUUGUUAAGGCUUAAAACCUUUAUGGACCCUCGUCUUUGGAACCAGAGCUCUGCUUAGAUCUUUUUUAUAUUUAUUUAUGAAAGCCCUGCAAACUCCUCCUCGCAAAGAACGCAUAUCCAA
Molecule: messenger RNA, 475 nt
Organism: Triplophysa dalaica
Lineage: Eukaryota; Metazoa; Chordata; Actinopteri; Cypriniformes; Nemacheilidae
Gene: pvalb2
Product: parvalbumin 2
Exons: 5
Coding region: 40-369 (109 amino acids)
Cellular component (GO): cytoplasm; nucleus
Molecular function (GO): calcium ion binding
Source: RefSeq, a predicted model, not a curated record